AAUACUGUAAUUUUCAAUUAUUUUCCAUUCUUUUAUUUUACACCCUACUCACAAGCAUCAUGGUUUUUAAACAGUAGUAAUAAGAGCAUAAAUAACAGUUAAGUAUGUAUUUACGCAAAUCUUCGCUAUGCUGACAUGUUUAUAUUAUAUUUUGUAGCUUAUUAAAAUCAUUUAUUCUAGAUGGUGAAAGUACGGACGUUUUCACUUUCUUCUUAAAUUUUAAAAGUAUUUUCCAAAUCUUGACAAUGAUUAUAUGGUACGUUUCCAAAAGGAAACCAAAGGAGGCACCAUCAAAGCUGCUUCAGGAUUCAAUGCCACUGAAGAUGCCCAAACCCUGAGGAAAGCCAUGAAAGGGAUGGGUACCGAUGAAGAUGCCAUUAUCAGCGUGCUCGCCUACCGCAGCACGGCCCAGCGCCAGGAAAUCAGGACGGCCUACAAAACCACCAUCGGCAGGGACCUGAUGGAUGACUUGAAGUCGGAAUUGAGUGGCAAAUUUGAGCGGGUCAUCCUGGGGAUGAUGACGCCCACUGUGCUGUAUGACGUGGAGGAGCUGCGAAGGGCCAUGAAGGGAGCUGGCACAGAUGAGGGCUGCCUGAUUGAGAUCCUGGCCUCCCGGACGCCUGAGGAGAUCCGGCGCAUAAACCAGACCUACCAGCUGCAGUACGGGAGGAGCCUUGAAGAUGACAUUCGCUCUGAUACAUCCUUCAUGUUCCAGCGGGUCCUGGUGUCUCUGUCCGCUGGUGGCAGGGAUGAAAGCAAUUACCUGGACGAUGGGCUCAUGAGACAGGAUGCCCAGGACCUGUAUGAGGCUGGAGAGAAGAAGUGGGGGACAGAUGAGGUGAAAUUUCUAACUGUUCUCUGUUCCCGGAAUCGAAAUCAUCUGUUGCAUGUGUUUGAUGAAUACAAAAGGAUAUCACAGAAGGAUAUUGAACAGAGUAUUAAAUCUGAAACAUCUGGAAGCUUUGAAGAUGCCCUGCUGGCCAUAGUAAAGUGCAUGAGGAACAAAUCUGCAUAUUUUGCUGAACGGCUUUAUAAAUCUAUGAAGGGUUUGGGCACCGAUGAUGACACUCUUAUCAGAGUGAUGGUUUCUCGGGCAGAGAUUGAUAUGUUGGACAUCCGGGCACACUUCAAGAGGCUCUAUGGAAAGUCUCUGUACUCCUUCAUCAAGGGUGACACAUCUGGAGACUACAGGAAGGUCCUGCUUAUUCUCUGUGGAGGAGAUGAUUAAAAUGAAAUCCUGGGAAGAUAAGAGGAUUCCCAAAACCUUGAUAUUUUUUAACUUCAUUUUUCUACACUGCUAUUAGCAUUAUCUCAGAAUGCUUAUUUCCAAAUUAAAACGCCUACAGAUGCCUCCUAGAAUAUAGACUGUGUUAUUAUUCAUCUAUAAUUAUAACUCAUGAUGCUUUAAAGCAGUACUUGCGUUUCAAAGCUUAUAAAACCUAAAAGGAGAUUUAAAAUUAGAAAUAAUAAUAAUGUACUUCGUGUUUUUAACAGAUCUCUUCUUCAUUUGUGUUUCACAGAAAUUGGAAUAUGUUAAAUUAUUUCAUAUUUUCUUUUUGGUGAAAAUCUAUUAAAGUGGAAGAUUGGAAAACUGUUCUAAAAUCAUUUUUCUUACCUAAUUCUAUUUUUUAAGUGGCUAGUAAUUUCUUGGUUUAAAAUUAUGAGCUUCUAGUUAAUGAGAAUAUCUGUCCAAUUUGCUGUUUCACAUAGUCAUAGUUUGAAAGCAUCCACAAAUGUCCUUUGUUUAGGUUUUGUUGAUAGCAUUAGUUGAUCUUUACUAGGUUUGAUGUGAGAUACUUCCUAUCACAUCUUCUGUUAAAAUCACUUACUCUCUCCAAGUUGAAGUAUACCAAAAUCACCAAGUUGUCUGAAUAAAUUAAAUUCUAACUGUGGUUAUACAGAUCAUAUGUCUGGUUACCAAACAUAAAUGCUGAACAUUCCACAAUAUUAUGGUUAAUGUCUUAAUCCAGCUUGAAGAUGAAUGUAAUGCUCUGAAUUUUACUUAAUUUUUUUUGUGCUAAAAAUAAUUUUUUAAGUCAUUUUGGAUUUUGUUGAUUUGUAAUAGCUUACAUUUGCACUUUGCCUUUCAACUCUAGAAUUAUUCUGAAGUGUAUUUGAAUUUAAUACAAAAGUUCAGUUUGUAUACAUCAUGGAAAAAUAAUUUUAAUAAAACAUGGUGUCUUUAAGAUGAGGUAUAUUCUUUAUCUGACUUUAUCACUUUUGAGGUUUUUUUCAUCCUGAACCCAGAAAGGUAUUUUUGAAGGACUGUGUUACUCAGUUUAUUAAGAACUGCAUUAAGAAAUAAACAACAUAUUUAGUCUUA
Messenger RNA from Miniopterus natalensis, 2323 nucleotides. The record is from RefSeq and is a predicted model, not a curated record. NCBI's taxonomy places the organism in Eukaryota, Metazoa, Chordata, Mammalia, Chiroptera, Miniopteridae.